UGUGAAGGUGUUAAAUCUAGUCCCUAAAUAAUUUAUUAACUGGUCCUAAAUUAUAAUUGUGUAUUGUUGAGGGUGAGAAAGUGCGCCAAUCUAAUACUGGAAUCUUAAAAAAAAUUAGAAUUCUAUGUAAAACUUCUGAAGCAUCAAAAGAAACCAUAUAUUCUGAAUUAAAAAUUCUAAAAGUUAAAAAACUCUCUAUUUUCUCCAUCAAACAUAUAGUCCCUAUUUGCCCUAAUUUAGCUCUCUUCAUCAAAUUACUCUACAAGUUCUCUCCAUAGAACUGCUUUUGGUUGAAGUCAAUCCUUGUAGAAGUAUCCAUCGGUCUUAUUUCUCUUUGAGAUUUUCCAGGUGCUGGUCAUAUUUUCUCUUUUGUGAUGCUCGAGGACUUCACAUGAAGAAACACAGUUAAAGGGUUGCCACACAAGGAGGUAUAGUUUCAAAUGUGGAUGCCUUAACAACUUGGCAGUUAUAGGUCUAUAAUCUGGAUUUUUCUUUAGAAUGAUUUUUAUCAUCUUAUUAUGGUGGGGAAGUAUAUAAUCGAAAGUGGUAAGAACAGACCACGGUCAAUUAUGCAGCAUGCAUGAAACCAUAUAUCAAAUUUGUAUCCAUAGGAUAUAUUGACGAGGAGCUCAAGACACAAAUCCUCCAGAGUGUCAGCUAUCGAGGAAGCAAGGCUAGGCCUUAUCCAUCGAGCAAUUUUUCUAAUGCUCCAAAGCUAACAAAAUCCUCUCCUGAUGUGCAUGCACUUGAACUUUUUGCAGUGAAGAAAUUAUGCAACUGCCCAGCAAAAAGAGCAAUUCUAAAGAAUUCUUGGUGAGUUGAUUAUGGUUAUAUAUUGGUGCUAUAAAAUAUUGAAAUUGAGAGGAAACAACAACCACAAGGCAAGGAAUGGAAGGAGAAACACUUAGACGAAAUUAGGCAUAAAGAGGCACAUUCCAGUGAGCCUACGCGAAUUGGCCGCAUCACGGAGCUCUUCCCACACAAUAAACAAUGCCUCAUAGAGCUCUUCCCAUGAUAUAUCAAAGGCGUUGCAUGGCUUAUCCCAUAGGCAGCCACCAACACGACAUAAAGCUCUUCUCACACAUCGCUUAAGUCCUCAAAUAUAAAUAGGACUUAUUGUACUUUUUUUUCAAUACUCUUGAUGUCAUUGGGAGCUUGUGGAGUAUGCUCAACACGAAUUUUAGGGGUUUUCUAUAUUUUAAUUAGUUCAUUCAUAUAUUUAAUCAUGUAUUCAAUUAAUUGGAUUACAAUUUUGUCUAUUAGUGGCUAAACGCUCCCUUUCUGGGGUUAAGAAAAAGAACAUGUUUGCUAUCGUUAUGAAUUUAGUUUGUUUGGAUUGCUUAUCAUAUUUGGUUGUUUUUUAGUCCUUCUUUUAACAAUUUUAAGGAUUCGCGACACUUAGAGUACAUAUGUUGUCGACCUUGUGAUAUAGGGAGGAGGAAUAGGAAGAUAGAAUAUGGUGAUAAAUAUAGUAAGGUCCUUAUUCUUUUAUGAAAUAAGGAAUUUGAAUUAGCAUCUAAGAAAGGACUAUACCUAGAAGCCUUUCUUGGAUCACAUGUAAGAUGAUAGCCUUAAGCGCUUAAUUAAAUUAUUACAUCCCCUUUCAACGAUGUAGUUGUAAUGUCUAAGUUAGGUAGACAAUUAGAGGUCGGGACACCAUGAUCAUGUGAUAAGCCUUAUAAAACAAUAAUCAAGAUAAGUA
This is a messenger RNA of Capsicum annuum, 1702 nucleotides long. RefSeq lists its product as uncharacterized. NCBI's taxonomy places the organism in Eukaryota, Viridiplantae, Streptophyta, Magnoliopsida, Solanales, Solanaceae. The coding region runs from base 581 to 817 and encodes 78 amino acids. The transcript has 5 exons. The record is from RefSeq and is a predicted model, not a curated record.